UAGCCAUUGCAGAUACGUGUUCAAACAUACAAGUUCUCCUAUAUGUUGAUUAGUGCUGCAAUUGCGAUUGUGAUAGCUACCGCGGUGUCGUCACCAGUAGUUGGACAAGACGGUCCUGAACAGUGCCAGAUAUUUCGCACAAGGGAGGAUGUUGAACUGAAUAGAGAAAUCCUAACAGCAGUCGAAUCAACAAUUUAUGCGCGCAAUUUGGAAUUCUGUUGCUCUUGCGCCAGUGACAGAUCAAGCGGUACUGGACAUUGGAUUAGUAGGAGAGUGGGAAUGAGUUAUGCUGAAGUAGAUGACAUCGUCGAUCAGAUAAGAAAUGCAUUGAUUACGGCAUUCAACAGACGCAAGAAGUUAUUGUUCGCUUGCAAAAACAGAGACCGUCCUGUAACUGUCUGCCGAAUAUCGAGCUGCAUUUCACAGAAAAUUGCCUGUAACCUUAGAGAGAUUUAGCUCUAGAUGAGGUAAUACACUUCGGGACA
Messenger RNA from Cylicocyclus nassatus, 485 nucleotides. The record is from the annotation of a GenBank genome assembly. NCBI's taxonomy places the organism in Eukaryota, Metazoa, Nematoda, Chromadorea, Rhabditida, Strongylidae.